Molecule: messenger RNA, 1509 nt
Organism: Penicillium riverlandense
Lineage: Eukaryota; Fungi; Ascomycota; Eurotiomycetes; Eurotiales; Aspergillaceae
Exons: 5
Coding region: 1-1509 (502 amino acids)
Biological process (GO): transmembrane transport
Molecular function (GO): transmembrane transporter activity
Source: RefSeq, a predicted model, not a curated record
AUGCUUGAAAUAGUCCAAGGAGCCUCCCCUCGCCUUGUCCUGCAGCCUACACCCACGGCUGACCCGAAUGAUCCGUUGAAUUGGUCUAGGAUCCGCAAGACCGUCAACUUCACCCUGGCAUGCUUCUAUGCCCUGAUGACAUUUGUCCUCCUUGACAUUGGUCCGGUUGUCUGGGUCAACCUGAACGAGGAGCUCGGGAUCUCUUAUAAGGAUCUCAACAACUCGUGGGCGAUUGACUGCGCUGGUCUCGCCCUCGGCUGCAUCUUCUUGUAUCCGCUGGCUGUCAAGUUUGGGCGUCGACCCGUCUACAUUCUCAGCUUGAUCGUGCAGCUGGCUGGAGCGAUCUGGUUUGCCCACAUGAAGUCCAACUGGGAGAAUAUGGUCAUCAACUUUAUCAUCGGAUUGGCCGGUGCCAUCAGCGAGACGAUCGUACAGAUGACCAUUGCCGAUCUUUUCUUCACACACCAGCGCGCAUCUGCCAAUGCCAUGUACUUCUUUGUGGUCACCAUCGGGACUUUCCUCGCGCCCGUUGCGGCCGGCUACAGUGCUGCCUCGCAAGGCUGGCGGUGGAUCUGGUGGUGGUGCGUGAUCCUGCUUGCCGUCAAUCUGGCCGCCGUCGUCUUCUUCUUUGAGGAGACCAAGUAUAUCCCCGUGCUGCCUGGAUCUCCAGCCAGCUCUCCCAGCAGUGAUAUCGGCGUGUCUGCCGCCGAGGAAGGCAAGAAGACGCUAGUGAGCGAUGAGUGCACCAUUGAUCUGCAUCGCCACAACAGCAUCAUUGCCGACAUCCCUAAGAAGAGCUACAUCCAGCGCCUCGCACUCACCACCAAGUCCAAAGGCCCCGUGUUCCGUUACAGCUAUCAGCCCUUCAUUGUGCUCACCACGUUUCCCGCUGCCGCAUUCACCGCACUUAUGUACGGCGCCAACCUGGCAUGGUACUCGGUAUGCGGCACCACUGCGGCCACUUACCUUCUCUAUGACCCCUACGACUUUGGCUCUAUCGGCGUCGGUCUCUUUUCCCUGGCUCCGUUCAGCGGUUCUCUGCUGGCAGCCCUCUACAGUGGCCCGCUCGCCGACUUCUACAUCGUCUGGGCCUCCAAGCGUAACGGUGGUGUGUUUGAGCCCGAGAUGCGUCUGCACCUAGCUUUGCUGGCUGUGCUAUUGACCCCACUCGGUCUGCUCCUCUACGGUCUGCCGCUUGCUAAUGGCUUACCGUGGAUUGUUCCUGCUGUCGGCUAUGGUGUCUAUGGUUUCGCUUUCAGCUUGAUCUGCGACCUGAGCCUCACCUACCUCCUCGACUGCUACCAAGAUGUCGUCGGCGAUGCUCUGGUCGGUGUCGCGUUUGUGCGCAACGCGGCUGCCACCGUCGUUGUCUUUGCCCAAACACCUUGGAUCGCCGCCCAAGGCUUACACAACUUCUUUGUCACCCUUACCUGCUUGGCCAUUGCCCUGGUUCUGCCCAUCAUCCCUAUGAUCUGGUUCGCCCCCUAUAUCGCCUCCUACGUAGCCUAA